AGGGGAUACUAAGUACAAUAAGUAGAGCACUUCACUACAAAUAAGUAGAGUACUUCACCACACCUUGCGUUUGAUCAGAUUGUGUGCGAAGACAAUCAUAUUCAGCAAUAACGACAACAUGAUUCACGUUACCGCGCUGGAAUAGUCGUUUCGUUUUUUCUUUUGCUUUCGUCGUACGAGAUGGUCCAACAUGUUUGCUUGUGCUGAUAUCGUCUGCCUGAGCUUAUUGUAGAACCAGACCACGCCAUCGACAACUGACAACGCAGCUACGAGACGGCAAUUUCUGGAAAAAUUGGGAAAAAGUGACGACGAUGGUGCCAGCAGGAGGAACACUGGUGGGACGAUCAGGCACAACGAGUCGUGGCACGACACGUGGAAAUAUUCAACACGAGAGCGACCACAUAGCGACAGGUCGCGCAGUUUCUCGCUGCAGAGGGCGAGAGGAGGAAGUCUGGAGGGGUACUGCUCGACCGUUGUAUCGUUCCCGCCUAGAAAUGCAGCAACGCAGACCUGACCCCGCUCUUGCUCUAGACUCUGUUUCUGAGAACCAGCAGAUGACAUGGACGAGCGGGAGCUGCCAAAACGAUAAUUCCACAGAGCGUUAUCCGGACGUAAGGGGGCACCGGCGCUGUAACAGCAGAAAUUUCUUCAUCCCCAUCCCCACUUCUGUGCCAUCGCGGCGCAGGUCUAGGUGGUGUAGUGCCAGUGCGCGUGACGGCGUAACAAGUCGGAAAAGAAGAUUUCGGAGCUGGUGCGAACGCCGGCCAAAGAGGAGAUCUUGUCAUCUUCGGGGUGGUCAAGAUCAUUGCUUGAGCGGAACGUCAAGGAGACCGGCUGAAAGAGUUGCAACAAGGACUCAGAAAGACGUCACGGAAGAGGCCUACGGCAACCCUAUGUCGACCACCAGAGGAGAUAGCACAAGUAGAAAGUCAACAGCAACCACGACCACAAAAAUGUCCUUGAAAAUGGCAGCAAGGAGGAAAAUACGUGGGAGCUGCUGCGCUGGCGCCACAAGAAGCAGCUUCGGCACGAGAAGUAAGAAGUACUUCGUGCGCAACACAAGAUCUCCUGUGACGUGUCCCUUGCGCGGUCCCGGCGCCACGAUGUCUGCUUUCAGCGUGAAGAGUUGUUUGACCCGCAUCCUGCUGUUGACCCUGUCCAGCCACGCAUCGCGCAAUCGCGAUACCAACACGGCCGAGCGCACCGCGCUGAAGCACCCCUGUAGCCGCCCGCUGUCGCGCCGGGUGCGCACGGAAAUUGAAAAGCAAAUUUUGCAGGUACCUAUGAUAGAAAAGAACGUCGUAGUUUCUCUUGUUAUCAUCUACGCGGGGGGCAGAGUCGUGCUCGUGCUGAAGAAGAAGAACCCACUUGGGGUUGUAUGAAAAUUCCGUACGAACAACCACAGGAAUCAAGUCGUUCAUUGUGCAUCUGCAAUUGCUACAGAGCCUCGUAUUUUUUCAUCACCACAUGCGUACAAAAAAAACAACACUCCACAGCCCGGGCUGCAACUGGGCUACACCUUUCCCGCCUCGUGUCCUUUCCUCGCUACGAACGAUCUCUACGCCGAGCAGGAGUUGCGUAAACGCCGCACCCGCGGCGGCGGCCACGCGCCCUACGCAAACUGGGAGUGCCUGAUCUGCGGCAAGAAAUUCCGGUCGGAGCACUACAUGGACCUGCACUUGGAAACGGUCCAUUUCGACCUGUACGGAAAUUACACGAAGCCCAUGGUCGGCGCCGCCAGUGCUACUUCCGGAACCCUGACGUCAAGCAGGAGCUCCUCCGCCAGUAUUGCGUCGUCAGCACAAGAAAAAAAUAAACUGGAAGAUGCUGCAACAUCAAAAGCGAACCCGACAAAUAAAACCUACGCGGCGAACGGUGCGCUGCUCGAAGGAGAAAGCGAGCAGCCGCAGAGCAACAACGACAAUGACUCCGUGGUGUUCGCGUCGAGAAAUAAGGCGUGCAGUGCGGAUAUGAAUCGCAAAAGUAUCGUACUCGUAUAAAUUUUUAAAAAUAGCAUUUACAAAUUUUUCCAGAAGCAGAAAUGGAAUUUGUGAUGCGGAAUUUGCUAAGAAGCCAGAUCUGUCAUGCAUGACUGCAACUUAGUCUUAAACGAGUACGAUACUUUUGCAUUUGAUAGCGGACUACUGCGAACUUUUUGACGCGUGUCCGAAGACGAUCGCCGAGAAACGAGCGCCGCCAGAACGGGAGCAGUCCUCAGUUACACCUGAGGUUGUGGAGGAAGUUGCUUCAUCCCUGGUGCCACCGCCAGGUGAAAGACCAGCGCCCGUUGAAGAUGUGAACAGCAGCCCCGACGAGCUGCAACCUCUCCCCGCGGCGGAGGCACAGCCGACGGAGAGCGAGCAGCGGUCCAGCCACGAUGCGCACUGCCAGCGGCUGAAAAGCGUCCGGCAGAAGUGCGAAACCAGCAUUCUCGCGUGUUACCCGGUGGAUAGGAGCAGUGGAGUAGCGGACGAGAAUAUCCGAGACUUGUCGGUGAAGCUACGGCGAAAGUUUUGCGCCCCCGUCGACUGUAUCGACCGUGCCAAAGUUCUUUCACAUAGAAUCGUAGUAGUAAAGUACUACUCAGAUAAAUUCAAUUUCAAACUGCAUGAUCAACCUCGUAUAGAGGUUGCCCAGAAACCGUCGACCUGGUCGUGCUGUGUCAGGUAAAGUGCAGAAAAACAAAAAAAGAAAAGUGUGUCAUUCAAAAAAACUACCGCGAUUUACAUUUUUACUUCACCGCGAGUAGUACUACCUCCACGUUGAAGAUGUAAUUGGACUUUUGCGUUGGAAAACCAGUUUGGUGAUUGCGGACGAGGAGAAGUACAGGCAGCAAAAAUCCAUCUUCCAGUCCAACGCCUGUCUGUUCUUCCUAUUGCUCCUAGCCUGCGCGGGUUUCUUCGUUGUGAUGCUCUUUUGCGUCGACCACGCGGACGAAAUUGCCGCCUUUCUCUUGCAGUUCGGCCUAGUGGGUUGGGCGCACUCGCUGCUGGUGAAGCGUCGGGAAGCGCGGGAGGUUCUAGGCAGGAACGGCAUGGCGGGUUCGAAUAGAGGAAGUCGAAUGAAACAAAUUUGAAAUUUUUGUAGCGUUGUGUGUAUUUUUAAUACCCGUACCCGUGGUACCGUGCACUUUUGAAAGAGAAAGACAAAUUCGCAUAACCGACGAGAAUGAUUCCUUUGUGUGACGAAUUUUUCAAGUUAUGAUAGAUUGGAGCCGCUGGUCGGUCUUGCAAAUGAAAAGAAAAAACGACCGCCAGUGUGUUGUAG
This is a messenger RNA of Amoebophrya sp. A120, 3267 nucleotides long. The record is from the annotation of a GenBank genome assembly. NCBI's taxonomy places the organism in Eukaryota, Dinophyceae, Syndiniales, Amoebophryaceae.